UUUGAUUCUCCUCUGGCCGUGAGGUUGGAAUAAAGACCUCUAAACACCAUCUGUCUCUUUCUAAUACGAGGUGUUUUGUACCUAGUAUUUCUUACAGAGAAUAUUUUAUUCUACUGAAACAUGUUUUAAGACACUCGUCCAUCAAGAUUAAAGUCGGUGUGUGACGUCAGCGCGCUGGACGUCUGACAGGAUCGCGGGUGGAGGAAGGGGGGGGGAAUCGGGAUUCCUAAGGAUUACCCGUCAUGCCCCGCGGGUAAAGAUGGCGACAGCUGAGCGGAGCACCAGAUCAACUUUAUCCGAGCGGCUUUGAGUGGAUUUUCUCCCCGUCGGUCGAUGCGUCUCCUCCGGCUGCUCCGCUUCCAUCCGCCCGCUGCUCCGGAUCUCCUUGGAACCGUUCUUCAAUCGGAUCGGAGCCCCCACGCCGGAGGAACAAACCACAGCUCCGGGUAAACUUUCGUUCCUUCUCCGCUCUCCGGUACUUGGUUGUGUGAAGAACGGGGACCGAGCCUCGCAGGUCCUGAAGACGAAGCUCGGAGGAGGAAGAGUGUGAGGACCAACGCUGCCGAGAGGAUGAAGAGUGUCCGGUGCUGACUCACCAGACCGAUAGCAGCAGAAGAAGAAGAAGAAGAAGAAGAAGUCUCAGGAUGACGAGCGCCGCUCCAACCAGGAAGCCGUACCGGAAGGCUCCGCCCCAGCACCGUGAGCAGCGCCGCGCCGCGCCCGUAGCUCCACCUGCGCCGCACCCCAACAUCAAUCAGGUAAACCAACCCCCCCUAAACACGUCUCCAAUCCUGCCACUGCGCCUCGCCCGCCUCCCCCCCGCCGCCUCGCCGCUCUCGGACAGCGAGCUCGACGUCUCAAGCCUUUCCAGCGUGGAGCUCUGCGUCGCGCCUCCGCCGCCCUUCAGCCGCGGCUGGGCUGGAACCGCGCCAGUGGGCGUCGCCACGGGUCCUCGCCGCCACUUUGUGAGCGGCCGCAGUGACGGCUCUCCGGCGCAGCAGCGGCCGGCCCACCGCAACCUGCCUCACCAGACCGCCACGCCGCCCAAAGGGAUCCUGAAGCCGCCGGGUUUUGCGCACCCCUAUGACGUCAUCAGAAAGUCCCGGUCCGAGGAGCUGCUGGAUGACAUCAGGUGUCGCGGCGGUGCCGCCCUCAAGCCGCCCACUCGCUCUCUGGACCGGUGGGAUCAGCAGGCGGCGGCCUUGCGGCGCUCCUCGGACCCGCCCCCACGGGGGACCGACUGGGAGACACAGGUUCUGCAGGAGAAGGUCCGCUUCUCCAACUUCCUGGACGAGAUCACCUGUAGCGUCCUGAGCCCCGCCCACCUGACGCUGCUCGGGAGGACGUCCAACAGCGAGCGAGGAAACCCUCCCCCCCAGCGCCACGGAAGCCCAGCCCACAGAAAGCAGUGUGCGGAGGGACCGCCCACGGACCGGACCCGGCGCUGGAACGACUGGGUGGCAGCAAUGCAGCAGCCCGCCAGCUUGUACCAGCCCCUGCAGGAAGAGGGGGCGGGGCCCGGCGCCCUGCGUCGGCCAGGGGGAGUCACAGAGGGGGCGGGGCCUAAAGAGGAGGUGUGGAAGGUGAAUAGAGAAGGAAAGGUAUUGGUUCAAGAGACUGAGGAGCCACAAAAACACAGACCUCCUGCUUCUAAUCGGUCUCUUCUGUCCCACACCAAGGAGACGUUCUCAGACUCUGAGCGGAUCAGAAUCCUCCAGCAGCAGAAUGAGGAUCUACAGCGUUGCCUCUCUCUCUCCACCCACAAGAUGGAGGCCAUGGAAGCAGAAUUUGACAGCAGCCGUCACUACAUGGAGGCGGAGCUGAGCCGGACCAGAGACGACCUGGACAAGAUGAGAGACAAGUUCCGCAGACUCCAGAACAGCUACACAGCGUCUCAGAGGACCAACCAGGAACUGGAGGAGAAGCUCCAUUCUCUGCUGCGGAAGGUGGAGAGGGACAAAAAGACGAUGGACCAGGAGAUGGUGGAGUUAACAAACAAACUGCUGGACGCCAAGAACACCAUCGACCGCCUGGAGGAGCUCAAUGAGCGGUACAGGCAGGACUGUAAUCUCGCUGUCCAGCUACUCAAAUGCAACAAGUCACAUUUUAGGAACCACAAGUUUGCAGAUCUCCCCUCUGAGCUGCAGGACAUGCUCAACAAACACAUGACCAGCCUACCGGAGCGAGGCUCCGCCCCCGGCGCCCAGGACCCGGACACGCUCAGUCUGACCCCUGCUGACGUGGUGCCGACCUCGGUCAUCGCCCGCGUGCUGGAGAAGCCGGAGCCGCUGGUCCUGAACUCGGCCCAGUCCUCCAGCGCCAGCCGACCCGCCUCGGAGGACGUGUUUGUGCACGUGGACAUGACGGCCCCCCCCCCCGAGCGCCAAGAGGCGGCUCAGCAGAAUGGCUCCUGUCGCAGUCAGAACAGCCUGGACGGGCAGUCGGGCGGUGAGGAGGGGGGCGUGGCCACAUCCUUUGACAAGCUGAACCCCUAUCCGGCGCCACCACACCCCCACCCGCUGUACGCGGGUCGCAAGGUCAUCGAGUUCUCCUCGGAUGACAAGGUGAAGCUCCCCAAGAACUCGCCGCUGCCCAACUGCACCUACGCCACGCGGCAGGCCAUCUCGCUGAGCCUGGUGCAGAGCGACGACGAGCGCACCGCCCCCGCAAGCCCCGCCCCCUCGGGGGGGGGGGUCCUCCACCGCACGCCGCUGUCCCAGCGGGACAUCGGCAGUGAGCCACAGUCGGGCCAGUCCAGCCCCUUCAGCAGCCCGCCACAGGCGCUCAGCGUGAUGGCGAGCUCCGGCAGCUCAGAAGAAGACCUGCUGGCCAACUGGCAGCGGAUGUUUGUGGAGAAGGUGGCGCCGGCCGGCGGCUUGGCGCUUCACCGCACCUCCUUCAGCAGCCAGACGGCCCAGGAGCUGCAGAGGAGGAGGCCGGCCGCGGCGGGCGGCGCCUCCUCCUCCGAGCGCAGCCGGGCGGCCUACUCGGACGGGGAGGAGGGGUCAUCGGCGCGGAGCUGGACGCCGAGCCGCGGCUCCAGCCUGGACACCGACACCGACACGGAGCCUCGGCCCGGCAGGAGGGGGGGGGGGCGCUACGGGGCUGAGGCCUCCGCUGAGGAGGGCGAGAGGCUGCUGAUGAGCAGUGAGGCUGGCAACGCAGCGGUCGCCAUGCCAACAACCCCCACCAAUGCCCACGGGGGGGGGCAGGGGGGGAAGGAGGAGCAGGAGGAACAACAACAGCAGCAGCAGCAGCAGGGGGAGGGGGAGGAGGAGGAGGAGGAGGAGGAGGAGGAGGAGGAGGAGAGCUCCGCUGAGGAGAGAGAUGUCCUCACCCGUGACCUGCCCAUCAUCUCGCCCCGCCUCCUUGAUUUGGACCCUGCCCUCGGCGCCGCCCCCUCGAAGCGUCGUCAGAAGAGCCCCAAGAGGAUGGGCGUGCAUCACUUGCACCGCAAAGACAGCCUGACCCGAGCCCAGGAGCAAGGCACCCUGCUGGACUGAUGGCUGUUCCCAUGGAAACGGACCACUUCCAGGAUAAAGCCAUCGUGUGUGUGUGUGUGUGUGUGUGUGUGUGUGUGUGUGUGUGUGUGUGUGUGUGUGUGUGUGUGUGUGUGUGUGUGUGUGUGUGUGUGUGUGUGUGUGUGUGUGUGUGUGUGUGUGUGUGUGUGUGUGUGUGUGUGUGUGUGUGUGUGAACUAAAACCUUUAUGGACGUCUGUUGCCUUGCUUCCCGAACGAAGCUUUUAUUUUGAAGAGAACAGAAGAGACGCACCUCGAUAAACACACACACCUUUUCUCUCUCUCUGUGUCUCUGUCACUUUCUCUUAAGUUGUUGAGUUGUUUUUGGGUCCUCACCUUUUUAGUUGACCCUCAUUAAAUGAAUAUUAAUCCAUUAUUAACAGAUUAUUAUGUUUGUUUUGUUGUGGUUUGUUGCUAUGGAAGCUUGUUAGUGACAGAAAAAGGGUUUUAUUUUGACAUGAAACGCCUGAAGAGACGGUUCAGGUAUAUGUCGUUAGGGUAUGAUAAUAUUCUUAUUACUACUACUAAUAUGAAUAAUACGUUAUUAUUAUGGUGAUAUUGAUCCUCCAUACUUUAAAUCCACUGAUUAUUCUUCACGGCUCUCUGAUUGUGACGCUCACCGAGGAACAUUGAUCACUGAUUGAUCGGCUGCUGUUUCUUCACUGUUUUCUCAUCCGUGUUUAAUGUUUUCACAGGAAGUGGAAUUAUUGAUUAGCGCAGUUAGAGUGCUUCAGUCUUUGAUCAGUAUUGAUCUAAACUAGUUUCAUCAGCUAAUCGAUAAUGUUGAACAUCUUUCAAUUAAUAGUCUAUCAAUUGAUCUGGUUAACAACAAGCACUAAUCACAGACUGAAGCUUCCUGAGCAUCACUACUGGUGCAUUAUGGGAUGAGAGUGCAUGAGGGGACACAAAGGAUGAAACUUAAUUGACACCGAAGAGCAGAAUUAAUCUAUUAAAAGAAUGUUUGACCAUA
This is a messenger RNA of Pungitius pungitius (ninespine stickleback), 4489 nucleotides long. It is a transcript of the gene tjap1, whose product is annotated as tight junction associated protein 1 (peripheral). Gene Ontology annotation, cellular component: trans-Golgi network. The record is from RefSeq and is a predicted model, not a curated record. Gene Ontology annotation, biological process: Golgi organization. The transcript has 10 exons. NCBI's taxonomy places the organism in Eukaryota, Metazoa, Chordata, Actinopteri, Perciformes, Gasterosteidae. The coding region runs from base 645 to 3503 and encodes 952 amino acids.